Molecule: messenger RNA, 2017 nt
Organism: Mytilinidion resinicola
Lineage: Eukaryota; Fungi; Ascomycota; Dothideomycetes; Mytilinidiales; Mytilinidiaceae
Product: kinesin family protein-like protein
Exons: 3
Coding region: 23-1858 (611 amino acids)
Biological process (GO): mitotic spindle organization; microtubule-based movement
Molecular function (GO): ATP binding; microtubule binding; microtubule motor activity
Source: RefSeq, a predicted model, not a curated record
CCUGUGCGACCGGCUCGAAGACAUGGCCCUCGACUCCAGACUCUACCGCGGCCUCAGCCCGUUUGAAACCUCCGCUUCUGCGCCCUCCCUGCGCGCUUCAGAACCCGCCGCUCUGAUGGCUCCCCAGCCCAUCGCCGACGAUGCCGGUCAUGUCAAAGUCGUCGUGCGUGUCCGAGAGUUUGUCGAGAGAGAGCGCGUCAAGGGAACACCCUGCAUCAUCCGAAUGAAUCCUGCCACCCAGGCGACCACUAUUCUCGCGCCCAUCACCGACUUCGAUUCUAACCCCUCCCGCCCGAACAACACUCGUAGGGCUUUCGAAGACAAGGAAUUCACCUUCGACAAGUCCUUCUGGUCUCACGACAAAGCGGAUCCCCAUUACGCUCACCAGGAGGAUGUUUACCGAUCGUUCGGAGAGGAGUUUCUCGACCACAACUUCGAUGGAUACCACACGUGCAUCUUUGCAUACGGUCAGACUGGAUCCGGGAAGAGCUACACCAUGAUGGGCACCGAAUCUCAGCCGGGUCUAAUACCCCGAACCUGCGAGGAGCUUUUUGAUCGCAUUCAACAGGAUCCUUCGCCAAAUACGAACUACCACGUUCACGUUUCAUACUUCGAAGUCUACAACGAGCAUGUCCGCGAUCUUCUAGCGCCUCGCACCGCUCCGCCCAUGUAUUUGAAGAUUCGAGAGUCUCAGAGUGAUGGUGUUUACGUUCAAGGAUUGAACGAGGUGGAAGUCAAGAACUUCAGCGACGUUAGACAUCUUAUGGAUAUGGGCGACUCUACGCGAACAACCGCAGCUACGAAGAUGAAUGACACCUCGUCACGCUCUCACGCCGUCUUCACAAUUCAACUCAAGCAAAUUCAGCACUCCCUUCUCUCCGACGAGACCAUUGAGCGCUGCGCUCGCAUGCGUUUGGUCGAUCUCGCAGGCUCCGAGCGAGCGAAGAGCACCGAAGCAACCGGCCAACGUUUGAAGGAAGGUGGCCAGAUCAACAAGUCCCUCACCACCCUCGGCCGCGUCAUUGCCGCACUCGCCGACCGCGCAGCCGCCAAACGGGGACGCCGACCUAAAGAAGUUGUCCCAUUCCGCGAUAGUGUGCUCACAUGGUUGCUGAAAGACAGCUUGGGCGGCAACAGCAAGACGGCCAUGGUGGCCUGCAUCUCGCCUUGCGACUACGACGAAACCCUCUCCACUCUCCGCUAUGCCGACCAAGCCAAGCGCAUCCGCACCCGCGCUUCAGUUAACCAAGACUGCCUCUCCGCCGCCCAGCGCGACGCUCAGAUCACGGAAAUGGCCGAGCAGAUUCGCUCCCUCCAAGUCUCCGUCAACGCCGCCUCGGUCCGCAAGCGCGAAGAAGCCACGGAGCUCGAGGAAUACCAGAAGCAGGUCGGUCACAUGCAGCGCCUAAUGGAGGAGACGCGACAAGUCAGCGAAGCCCGCAUCCGCUCUUUGGCCUACGAAGUCGAGGAACUACGGCCGCAGAAUACUUCCCUAAGAAACGAAGUCGAAGCGCUGAGACGGCAUUUGUCGCUGGCGUUGGGCGAGCUCAAGAACCCGAUCAUCCUGCCGCCACCGCAGCCGGUGGAGAUGGAGUUUGAGAAUCUCCAGCCGGGGGAUUUCGAACAUGAGGAUGGGGAGAAAGAUAGAGGUAUCGAGGUCCUCGAUCAGGGCAGCGAGUCCGAAGGCGACAGCGACUAUGACUCCGACUCUGGGUACGAUGAGGAGUCUAAUACUAUGGCGGAGGAGCUGCAGGCGGAGAUGGAGGAGAUUUUGAAGGGCGUUGCGCUGUUCCGGAGGAAGGUCCAGGACGACCAUCUGCACUUCAACAGAAGAGCGAAGGAAACCUAUGCCUCCUAGGUGGGUACUGGGGGGAUUGGGUAUGUGGAUAUCGGAUGACGGAAAAGGUGCAUGAAGCGAUGGCGUUGGACUUGGUGCUUGGAGGAAUCUUUGGGGGGCUUCAUUGGCGUACUCUUGUUUUGAAGUAGUAAAUACCACACUUUACACUAUAGCAGCUGU